ACCGGGCAUGCCCUGCUCUACACUUCGUUCCCAAAAGACAGCACCAAAAUGAUGGAGGAACGACGUCUUGAACGCCAGCGCCGUUUGCUGGCCAUGCGCACCGCCGCACCCACACUGCCCUCCAGCCAGGAGAAGGAGUUCAACCUGCGCCUGGUGGACCUCUACAAGGAGCAGCCGUGCCUGUGGAACACCUCGCUGCCGGGGCACAAGGAUGCGGAUCUGAAGCGCUGCGCCUGGGAGAAGAUUGCCAGCCAGCUGGGCAGUCAUCUGAGUGCCGAGUUUGUGCGCUGCCGGGUGCGUAGCAUGCGGUAUCAUCUCAACGUGUACAAGCUGCAGAUGAUCGAGUACCAGAUGACCUCGCGUGGGGGAAAACAGCCGGAGAAGCCCUUUUACGUUGAUCGCUUCGCAUUCCUGGACUCGGAGGAGGCCUCAACCGAUCCGGAGGGUGGCGACCCCUGUCCAAAACCUGGAGGUGAACAGGAUUCCAUUUCCGGCAAGUAUGCGAAACUCUGGUCAGACUUCAAUCUGAAAUCCCUGGCAAAUCGGGAGACCGGUGCUGGCAGUCCCGAGCCUCGUCGCUCGGGACCGAGCAUCCUUGCUAUGGUCAAGAUGCGCAUGGAGGCUCAGAAAAAGCCACUCGAGCUCACCAUGCCACGUCUGGGGAUUACGCAAGCCCAGCGGAGCAUCAUCACCAGGAACCGGGUCUGGAACCAGAGCUCUUCGGCCAGCUCUCUGGAGACUCUUUCCGAGACACCACCAGCAUUGCAGGCCCGUCCGGGCGACUCCAUAUCCAAGACAAAGCUGGCCCAGAAGGAUCGGGAUGCAGAGAAACCGACGACCUCCAAGAUGGCUCAAGCUUCGCUUGCCAAUGCCCAGUCGGAGGAUGACGAGUUGUACAGCCUGCACUGGAGUGUCCGCAAGGAGCAACGUUCGCUACGUCCUGGACACGAUCAGCGCCAAAAGUUUCCCGUGGGACUGCGCUCCACUCAAGCCAACGAACCCACUCCGGACAUAUUUUAGGCCAUUGCCUACCACUCUAUGCAAUGCCAUUAAGUUACGUUUUUUGUGGUUCCACACAAGAUGAAUCAUUAUGAAUCCAGGACCUCCAAGUUCAAGCUAUUAGUUGAAACUGAAAUGUCCAAGCGAUAUACUUUUGGCAAGAUGAGGAACCACCAAAUUGUUCAAAUAAUACAUAUAAAUGAUCCCGAAAAGCAGAGCCGUUGUGUCCAUGAUGCCAUCAAUAUCCCAAUAUAAACAUUGCCUUCUGUUAUUUAUAUAUGUGUGCUUCCCAUCUCAUUGAUACUGCCGAUGAGUACUACGCUCCAUCUGAAGGACAUCCCAUUAGCUCCAACGUGUGUUAAGAGCUCCUUUCAAGUUUGAUUUAUUCCUGAGCCCGGCCAAAUGAGGUGGAAAGAUACGGCAGAAGCUCUCCGAGUUCGGCCAUGAUUUAUGAAUAGGCCGGAAUGAUGAUGAAAAGUCGAACUUGAAAACUCUUGCCGCAAAUCCAAAAACCACUGACGAAAUUAGUUUCUGGCUGCCAGAACAAAUUACGAAAUUACUUCCAGAAAUUACACGUACAGUUUGGCCCCUCAACCACAUUCCCCGUAAGCCCUCAAACCCCGAAACCCACACCCGCCACCCAAUUCCCGACCAGAUGCGAUGCUCAUUAGCGUGAAAAUUUAAUUUAAUUCCUUC
This is a messenger RNA of Drosophila subpulchrella, 1695 nucleotides long. RefSeq lists its product as uncharacterized. The record is from RefSeq and is a predicted model, not a curated record. The transcript has a single exon. The coding region runs from base 49 to 1020 and encodes 323 amino acids. Lineage: Eukaryota; Metazoa; Arthropoda; Insecta; Diptera; Drosophilidae.